AUGUCUCGCCAGUCCUGCGGCCUGGGCAAGGGCUUCAGCUCCAGCUCCGCUUGCUUCGGGGGCAGGAGCAAAGUCUCCUUCAGCUGCGCGCCCCGCGGCGGGGGCAGGGGCACUGGGGGGGGCUUCGGCAGCAGGAGCCUCUACUGCCUGGGGGGGAGCAGGAGCAGCUCCCUGGCAGGGCUCGGAGCUGCUGCUGCCUGCAGAGGCUUCGGCGCUGGUGGCCAAGGAGGCUUCGGCUACGGCGCUGGGGCAGCAUUCGGGGGUGGCUACGGGGCUGGGGCUGGCUUUGGUGGGGGCCUCGGCGGCUUUGGUGGAGGAUUCAGUGGUCAGGGGUUCCCCCCGUGCCCCCCGGGGGGUAUCAGGGAGGUGACCAUCAACCAGAGCCUGCUGGCCCCGCUCAACCUGGAGAUCGACCCCGAGAUCCAGAGGGUGAGGAAGCAGGAGAGGGAGGAGAUCAAGCAGCUCAACAACAAAUUCGCCUCCUUCAUCGACAAGGUCAGGUUCCUCGAGCAGCAGAACCGAGUCCUAGACACCAAGUGGAAGCUCCUUCAGGAGCAAGGUGGCACAGGGACAGGUGGCAGGAGCCUUGACCCCUUAUUUGAGAGCUACAUCAGUGGGCUGAGGAAGCAGCUGGAUUGUCUCUCCAGUGAGAAGGUCCAGCUGGAGUCAGAGCUGAAGAGCUUCCAAGACAUGGUAGAAGACUUCAAGACCAAGUAUGAGGAGGAAAUCAACAAGAGGACAGCAGCAGAGAACGACUUUGUGCUCCUCAAGAAGGACGUGGAUGGAGUCUACAUGGCCAAGGUGGAGCUCCAGGCCAAGCUGGAUUCUCUGGCAGAUGAAAUCAACUUCCUGAGGAGUCUUUAUGAAGCAGAGCUGGCCCAGAUGCAGAGGACUGUUUCAGACACCUCUGUGGUGCUCUCCAUGGACAACAACCGAAACCUGGACCUGGACAGCAUCAUUGCUGAGGUCAAAGCCCAGUAUGAGGAGAUUGCCACCAAGAGCAGAAUGGAGGCUGAGUCCUGGUACCGGUGCAAGUAUGAAGAGCUGCAGGCUACUGCUGGCAAACAUGGGGACAGCCUCAAGGACACCAAGGUUGAGAUCUCAGAGCUGAACCGCAUGACCCAGAGGAUUCGGGCGGAGAUCGAGAGCGUGAAGAAGCAGUGUGAGACUCUCCAGAGUUCCAUCGCGGACGCCGAGCAGCGCGGGGAGGUGGCCCUCAAGGAUGCCAGGGCCAAGCUGGCAGAGCUGGAGGCAGCCCUGCAGAAGGCCAAGCAGGACAUGGCCAAGCAGCUGCGUGAGUACCAGGAGCUGCUGACCGUCAAACUGGCUCUGGAUGUUGAGAUUGCAACCUACAGGACGCUGCUGGAAGGAGAGGAGUGCAGGAUAUCCGGGGAGUGCCAGAGCACUGUCAACAUCUCUGUGGUGGGCGGCGGCGGCAGCAGCUCGGCGGGAGGUGGAUUCGGCGCUGGGCUCUGCCUGCCGGGAGGCUUCGGUGCUGGAAGCUGCAGCACAGUCGGCUCCGGCCUCUGCUACGGCGCGGGAGGGGCUGGAUUCGGUGCCGGGGGCGGGUUUGGCUCCCUGGGUGGAGGCUGCAGCUCGGUGGUGGUUGGGGGCACUGGCAGCAUCCUGAAGAAGAGCAGCUCCGUGUCGCUCAACCGCAGGGUCUAGGAAAGUCAGCCCUGUCCCUCGGCCCCACCCCGGCCCCACCCCGGCCCCCCAAGGAGAAAAGAGGCAGAUUUCGUGGUGCCCACCCCCUCCCACCCCUUCCAUGCCAAGGCGAUGCCCACGUCCAGCUAUUUCAGUUUCCUCCGCACCGUCCUUCAGGAGCUGCAUGGAGAAGAAGAGAGGACUGCUGGCUGCCAGCCCCUGCUGACGGCUGAGAUGCUCCACGGAGCUUGAGACCAGUCUGCUUCUGCUGGAGGUGCUGCUGCUCCUCAGGGUGCUGAGACCUCCUGUGGGCAAAUCCUUCACUGAGAGCCCCCAGACACAACGGGGAUGAGGCUGCAGAGCAGCAUGGUCCAAGGCUGCAGAGCUGCAUGGUCCAAGGCUACAGAGCUGCAUGGUCCAAGGCUGCAGUGCAGCAUGGUCCAGAGCUACAGAGUAGCAUGGUCCAAGGCUGCAGAGCAGCAUGGUCCAAGGCUACAAAACAACCGAUCCAAGGCUGCAGAGCAGCAUGGUCCAAGAGAAUGGCAUCCUACCAGCACUGGGUGGAGUGGCCUGGUCCAUGUGGGCUGCUCAGAGAGCUGAGGUCCUGUGAAGCCUGCAGAAAGCUUUGACUUCUUCCAUCAAGAUCCAUCCUGUGGAGCAGUUUCAGUAGGUGCUACUCAUCAGCCAGGGCUGGAGCUCCAAACCAACAACCUCCUGCUGGUGACCAGUCCCAGCUGAGGACAUUUCUUAUCCCUCUGGACUCUGGGUUGGGUUUUUUGGUCCAGUCUAACCCCUGUUCCUUAGAAGCUGCUGGGAAAAUGUUUGGUUCUGCUGAGGGUUCAGCUUCUCUUUGUGCUGCUGGGAGCCAUGGUGCUUGUUUGCUUCAGCCUUUCUCCUUCGGCACGGUGGCAUCACUCAAUAAACACUAGAGGCAGUAA
Molecule: messenger RNA, 2585 nt
Organism: Pogoniulus pusillus (Red-fronted tinkerbird)
Lineage: Eukaryota; Metazoa; Chordata; Aves; Piciformes; Lybiidae
Product: keratin, type II cytoskeletal 4-like
Exons: 9
Coding region: 1-1668 (555 amino acids)
Biological process (GO): intermediate filament organization; keratinization
Cellular component (GO): keratin filament
Molecular function (GO): structural constituent of skin epidermis
Source: RefSeq, a predicted model, not a curated record